Messenger RNA from Phoenix dactylifera (date palm), 828 nucleotides. RefSeq names its product Cox19 family protein (CHCH motif). Lineage: Eukaryota; Viridiplantae; Streptophyta; Magnoliopsida; Arecales; Arecaceae. The record is from RefSeq and is a predicted model, not a curated record.
AGGAAACGGUGGGCCGAGCCACAGAUCCGGGUUCGGUCGGACUCACCACGCAGCCGAGGUGCUGACCGGCCGGUAUAUUAACCCUCCACCCGGUUGUGUUGUUGCCCGUCGACAAAGAGAAAACCAGAGGCACGAUGGCGUCGUCGCGCUCCCCCUCGCCUCCCUCUUCUUCUUCUCCACCGUAUCCUAGUGCCGAGAGGUUCUCGGACUCCCCUUGCUUCCUCCAGUACACCGCUUCUCUCAAGUGCCUGGAAGCUAACCAGGACAAGGGCAAAUGUCGACAACAAUUUGAUGAUUACAAAGAAUGCAAGAAGAAAGAGAGGGAGGCCAGGUUAGAAAGAAAUCGGAAAAAAUCUUUCUUCUCGUAGAUGGAGCAGCAGUAAAUAUUUUCAUGUAGCAAGAUCUCAUAGUUGUCUUCCACUGUAUGAAACCCAAAAACCUGUUUAUUACAUGCAAGAAAGCAGUGUGUUUCCACAAUAAUGUCAGAUGAUUUUCAGCCAGUUACCACAAGUAUGCUAGUGGCUGACAUCACUGGCAACGAAGACCAAGAACACUAUUUCCAUCUUUAGUUUUCAUUUCAUUUACACAUGUAUGAAGUUUAAUGUAUACUGAUCCUUGGAAACUGCUGUGCUGUAACCGUUUUCACUUGGAGCAACUUAUUUUUUUAUUUUUUUAGGCAAUACCGAGAAACAGAAUAAUGUGAUGUAUUGUGUUUCAUGGCCUAAGAUAGGAGCAAAUAUUGCUGUGCUGGUUUAUAAAAAUAUAGUACCACAAGUCUCUUACGGGAUGGAUUUCUAGAAUCUCAUAGUUGUUAGAGGUUUGUUUUCA